Messenger RNA from Linepithema humile (Argentine ant), 4327 nucleotides. The record is from RefSeq and is a predicted model, not a curated record. NCBI's taxonomy places the organism in Eukaryota, Metazoa, Arthropoda, Insecta, Hymenoptera, Formicidae.
UUUACGCAAGAUAGACGGUAGCGAGAAUCGUUUCGUGUUAUUAUUACAACUCAAUUCGCGAUUGCGAGAAGUGUUAAAAUAUUCUUCCGGACGAAUAAUUGCUGUUUUCACGCGACUAAUUAGCUUUCGACAAUUUAUGAUUCAGAUUCGCGAAAUAUAUUUCCAUAAUUUUCAGUUAUCUUAAGAUAACGCAACUUUGUUGCGUUUUAUUUAUUUGUUAUAUUUAUAUACAAUAUUCAAAUACGCUAAACACUUUAAAACGCAGAUAUAUUUCAUUUUUCAUAUUCUGAAAGCAUGGAAACUUACGAAAGUAUUUGGAUUUAGCAUAAUCACAGCAAGUGGCAUGCGAAAUAACUGCGCAGAUUUUCUUCUGUCGUUUGCUCGCCUGCACCGUGAAUGUCGAACGGAUUUUAGCUCCGUGCGAUUUCUUUUCUCGAGUUUUUUCUUUGUCAUGAUAUGACAAAGUUCGCGUUGUCGUACAAAACUCCGCGCGAUCGUAUUUUCGCGAGUGAAUGCCAUGGAAGAGCAGCCGUCGAUGACCAACUGAGAGGAGGAGGAGGUCCAGGGGACAUCGGGCUUCGGCAAAACAAUUUAAGAGAGACUUUUGUGCAACCUUCGCGUUUUGAAUCGUCGUAUUCGUUCCGCCGUAAUAUAAUAAAUUGCGCGUCGGGAGUGCGUUCGUGUCAGCGCUAUGAUAGUUUCGCGCGAGUACGAAACGUCGUUCUAGCGAAUCGUAAGACGAACGCACUUUGCAAAUUAUAUGAUAAAUUUUGGAAUACGAUCGAACCCUUUUCGCGGAAGACUUUCUUCACGACUUUGGGCUCGGCUCGGGGGAGGGAAGGAUCGAUUUUUAUCAUAGGAUUCCGAUUACCUGGGGCCCUUCAGUGUCAGACGUGCCAUCAUAUAAUGCAUGAUGCAUGAUUAUCGUGUUGUUUUUUGCAUGGUUAAAAAAACAUGAAGUUACUAAUGCAUGAUAGUAACUUCGAUAUCACACAAACCACGGCAUAGAAGUCAGCAUGUUUUGACUUGAGUUCGUUGCUAUUGGCUUCUGAAAUGCUGUUGGGAUAUCGGUAUCCGGUUGAUCCUAUGACUAAUCGCAUCUUACCUUUCUCGAGCUUAGGCCCUCUGUUCUGAGAUAAUCGUAUCCCAAUUAAUAAGUGCGAUCGUCUGAAACGCGGACGGAACUCGCGCGUAACGUCGCAUCUUGGACAAUUCGGUUCGAUUCGCUUGCGACGUCGGGAGUGCCGUUUAAAGUAAGUCGCGCGAUUUUCGUAUUCGGAUACGCGCGCGAGCAAAGCGUGCGCCGCGAACGCGUGUGAGUUAGUGUGAGUGUCUCGAAGGAUCGCUGAGAGGAGGAGGAGGCCUAGGAGGCAUCGGGCAACAACAGAGCAACGAUACGACACGACAUCGAUUGCAAAGUGGAGCAACAUGGAGCAACGCAUCUUGAUAAGCUUACGAAAAACUCUGUUGCUGCGCAUCGUGUCGGUGCCGAUUUUCUUCAAGCCCUCUUUGCUAUUCAGUUCAAUGAUGUCUAGAACGAAGUCGGAGCGGAAGCCCUGAUGGUCGAACUUGAUAAUACCGAUCAGUGAUUCGAUCCAAGAGAAGUUUCCGGAGAAAUGUGCAGUUGAGGUCGUACAACUAGCCGUAUACAACUUAGUACAACUUAGUACAACGACCGUUCACUUUUUCUUCACCGCUUUCGCGUCGUAGAGCAUCCCGAGAAUGAGUAUGGUCUGCUCGUCUUGAAAGGCAUUUCUGAUUGCGCUGUGCCUGGCGGCCUUCGCGACGGUGAUCGCCGAGGAAAAGCCGACCAACACUUUCUCGAUUUCGUUGAAUUCGCCGAUGGAUUUCCAAAGCAACACGAUACAGAAGCUGAUUAGCAUCUUGGGGAAGUACGGGCUCGAUGAUCAAAGGGGUCUGAAGAGAGUGUAUCUGAGCAACAGGACGAUCACUUGCAACGACGGAUCGCAGGCCGGUUUCUAUUUGCGAAAGUCUCACGGCUCUAGGCGAUGGAUCAUGUACCUGGAGGGCGGUUGGUACUGCUACGAUCACAAGAGCUGCAGAUCCAGGUGGAUGCGAGUACGACAUCUCAUGACGUCGACCCAAUGGCCUGAGACACGCGACGUGGGUGGAAUGCUCUCACCGAAUCCCGACGAGAAUCCAUUUUUUUGGGGAGCGAAUCACGUUUUCGUUCCUUAUUGCACGAGCGACAGCUGGAGUGGCACGAAAGCCACCAAAGAGCCGCAUGACAUAUUCACGUUCAUGGGGGCAGAGAUCGUAGUUCAGGUCGUCCGAGACUUGGUUCCCCUCGGCCUCGAGAACGCAAGCGCCUUCCUUUUGGCCGGUAGCAGCGCGGGCGGAACCGGCGUCAUGCUGAAUUUGGAUCGCGUUCACAAUCUGGUGCACGGCGAAUUGGGCUUGAAGCACGUUGCUAUACGCGGUGUGUCGGAUUCCGGAUGGUUCCUCGAUAAGGCACCAUAUUCUCCGAACGAGCUGUCGUCCAUCGAUGCGAUUAAAAAGGGAAUGCGCUUAUGGCAGUCUCUGAUGCCUCUAAAUUGCGCGAGCAAAUAUCCUGGCGAAACGUGGAGAUGUUUCUUCGGAUAUCGACUCUAUCCAACUUUGACCGCACCGUUGUUUGUCUUCCAAUGGAUAUUCGAUGAGGCCCAGAUGAGAGCCUCCAAUGUGGCUAUACCGAUGACGAGACAGCAAUGGGAUUACAUACACGAGAUGGGCGACAGUCUACGGCAGACGCUCGAAAAUGUUACCGCCGUCUUUGCUCCGAGUUGCAUUAGCCACAGCGUUCUCACAAAGAGAGAUUGGAUUCUCGUUAAAAUAGACGAAGUUUCCUUCGCGCAGGCAUUGUACUGUUGGGACCAAAUGCCGAUCGGAAAUCGUCGCAACAAUAAUCGCAACAACAACACUCACUCGCAAAUCGAGACCAAUCAACCGUGCAGCAAGUCACUGAAAAAGCUAUUGCGUUCUGGUGCCAGAAAGGGAAAUGGUACCUCGAUCGAAGACGGAAAAAGCAACGCUAGAUCUUCUACGGAAAUGCAAAAAGUUUACUCUGUUAUUGGCAAAAUGCAGGAUAGGAAGGCAGUAUUCGGCUCGGCUCAAGAGCAGGAGAACAAGAAAAGGCGAAGGAAAAAACACAAAGGCAAGCGAAGAGAGAGAAAGGAAAGAGAGAGAAGCAAAGAGGAGAGAAACACAAGGAAGGAGAAGCACGAGCGAAGAAAAGGUCGUCGCAAAGGUGGCAAGCAAGUUAACGGCAAUAACCACACAAUCAUGUUUAAUGGCACCAGGCCGCAGCGAUCGGUAAUACCGUCUGACAAACGGAAGUGCGACCAGAACUGCCAAUUUCGUACGAUCGAGCGCUGCACUUGGCCACAAUGUAACCAUAGCUGCCCCAAGUUACAUAAUCCCUUUACGGGCGAGGAAAUGGACUUUAUCGAACUGCUCAAGAGCUUUGGUCUAGAUAUGAAAAGCGUCGCGAACGCCCUCGGCAUUGAUAUGCACACGUUGAAUAGUAUGGAUCAGGAGGAGCUGUUGAAUCUUUUAACACAACGCGCUAAUUAGCGAGAGAUAUUCUACUAUGACGAUUACACAGGGUUCUCCUGCUUGCUCGACAUCUCCUUUAGUACGUCCGAAGUCAGAGCGCAAUUUACAUACAAUUUCAAAUACUAUAUUUGAUAGAAAUCGUGUUGCACGAUUUAUAUCAACGAUCUUACCGAUGCCAAUAUUACAGUACUUAAGUCGAAGAACGUAUGUCAUUUAUCAAUGAUUGAAGUUAACAAGGUGACAAAAAUUGUCGAAAGAUUGCUCAGUAUAUAUAUAUGUAAAAAUCAAGCAAAUCACCAUCCUUGUUUUAAUAACGACGGUUGCUAAGAUUUCAGCUAAAGUUCUAAUGCCUACAGUACAAAAAGCACAACUCACACAUUUCGAUAGUAGAUUUUGAAGCUAAAUUAUCAGAUGUUUAGCUAAAGCUUGACGAAAUACGACAUUUAUUUUGAAUUUGACGACAAUGCGUUAUUUUUUUCUUCGUAUUAUAUAUUUUUCCAUGUCGUGCUCUUAAAGACUGCUAAUUGAUUGUCAAUAACUCCAUCAGCUCUGAAACGAUGAUUUAGUGAACGCAUAAUUUUUUUCCGCGUACGACAGACAGCACUCAGCGAGUGAACCAGCGCGCUUGAAUUACGAGACGCGUUACGCGUUAUUACGUUCAACCAAAACGAAUGUAUAUAACUUCAUAGAGAGACCUUUUACAGUACGUUUGCAGAAUUCGUUUCGUGAGAAAAACGAAAAAAUCGAGAGAGAGAGAGAGAGAGAGAGAGAG